This is a messenger RNA of Cuscuta campestris, 1331 nucleotides long. The record is from the annotation of a GenBank genome assembly. Lineage: Eukaryota; Viridiplantae; Streptophyta; Magnoliopsida; Solanales; Convolvulaceae.
GCUACAAAUAUUUCGGGCUUUCUUUUCUGGAGUGUUUUUAAGAACCUGAUUUUUGUUUUGUACUGUUUGUUGUUUUUUUCCCUCCUGCCGGAAACCACCGUGUUCCUCCGCUCUACCACCAGCUUGGAAAGAAUUUCCGCUGCCUUCAAAGUCAAAAGUAGCACCCACCCUUCUCAGCUCUAAUACCCCAUUAAUUUCUUUACUUCUCUUCUGUAUUUACACUCCAGAAAUUCUUCAUCUUCCCGCAUUUCUCGAUCGAUCGAUUCGAGGAAGAAGAUGAAGAACAGAGGCAGAUUAGUAGGAGGCCGAUGGCGGAGCCUAGGGUUUCCCUUCGUCUUCCUCUUGUGCCUCUUCUUCUUCCUCGCCGGUUUCUUCGGGUCCACCCUCUUCUCUCACAAGGAUGAAGGAAUUCUAAGGCGAAGGCCUAGGAUGCUGGGGGAGUUGGUGGAGGGUUUCGAUUUGCUGCCCCACGGAGAGACUGGGGAGGAUUCUCUUUCUCUGAUCCCCUAUCAGAGCAAUGUGAAAGUAUUAUUGAAAUGGCAAAGGCACAACUUCAGCCUUCAUCUUUAGCUCUUCGUAAAGGAGAAACCUUAGACAGUACCAAGGGGAUAAGGACAAGUUCUGGCAUGUUUGUAAGUGCAUCCGAAGACAAAACCAGAACUUUGUAUCUAAUAGAGGAGAAAAUUGCCAAGGUGACCAUGAUCCCGAGGUCUCAUGGAGAGGCGUUUAAUGUCUUGCGCUAUGAAGUUGACCAAAGCUAUCAUUCUCAUUAUGAUGCAUUCAGUCCCUCUGAGUAUGGCCCACAGAAGAGCCAAAGGGUUGCUUCAUUCUUGUUGUACCUUUCUAAUGUUGAGGAAGGCGGAGAAACAAUGUUUCCUUUUGAGUAUGGACAGAAUAUGGAUGGUAAAUAUGAUUUCCGCAAGUGCGUAGGCUUAAAAGUGAAGCCCCGCAAAGGCGAUGGCCUUCUUUUCUACUCACUUUUGCCGAACGGUACGAUCGAUCCGACCUCACUUCAUGGGAGUUGUCCAGUGAUCAGAGGAGUAAAAUGGGUGGCAACAAAGUGGAUCAGGGAUCAAGAACAAGAAGAUGAUGAAGACUGAAUAUAUAUAUAUAUAUAUAUAUAUAUAUAUCUAUAUAUAUAUAUAUAUAUAUAUAUAUAUAUAUAUAUAUAUAUAUAUAUAUAUAUAUAUAUAUAUAUAUAUAUAUGCAUGCCUGCCUCUUCUACACACCAAACUUGACCUACUCUGUAUAAUUUGAGCACAUGUUUUUCUGCACUUUUUAUACUCGAAUCUAUUAUACGACCCGUACUCUAAUAAAGUUGACAAAUAAGU